Messenger RNA from Mustela erminea (ermine), 1348 nucleotides. It is a transcript of the gene KLRF1, whose product is annotated as killer cell lectin like receptor F1. The transcript is spliced from 6 exons. The record is from RefSeq and is a predicted model, not a curated record. The coding region runs from base 134 to 838 and encodes 234 amino acids. Lineage: Eukaryota; Metazoa; Chordata; Mammalia; Carnivora; Mustelidae.
CGCCCUUGUUUGUACUCUGAGUGGACAAUUUGAGGACUAGCUCUGAUUAACAGCAGAUUUUAUUUUUUUAUUACAUAUCAUACUUAAAAAUAAAACGCACAUAUAUAUACACAUAUAUUCACCCACAUCGAAGAUGGAAGACGAAGACAGAUAUAUGACAUUGAAUUUACAAUUGAAAAAAAGGAGUUCCAGCCAAACAUCCCAAGUUAAAUUUAAAGAUGGUUCUGUGAUGUCACACUGGUAUAAAAUCUUAUUGGGGAUAUCAGGAACAGUAAACGGUAUACUGGUUUUGACUUUGAUCUCCCUAUCUUUACUGGUUUCUCAGGGAAUAUUGCUAAAAUGCCAAGAAGCAAAGAAUUCAAAUAUCACCCAACAUGAUGAUAUUGGAAACCUGAUAAUGAACAGUGACACAAGAGGAAAUAUAACUAAUAAGGAUAGAAGUUACUGUGGUUCAAAAGCUACAGAGUUGUGCCCAUCGGAAUGGCUCAAAUAUCAAAAAAAGUGUUAUUGGUUCUCUAAUGAAAUGAAAAGUUGGAGUGACAGUUAUGGGUAUUGUUUGGGAAGGAAAUCUCAUCUACCAAUCAUUCAGGACCAACUUGAAAUGGCUUUUAUACAGAAAAACCUAAAACAAGCAAAUUACGUGUGGAUUGGGCUUAACUUUACAUCCCUAAAGAGGACAUGGACUUGGGUGGAUGGUUCUCCAUUAGAUUCAAAGACAUUUUCCAUAAAAGGGCCAACUAAAGAAAAUAGCUGUGCUGCCACCAAGGAAAGCAAAAUUUAUUCUGAAACCUGCAGCAGUGUUUUCAGAUGGAUUUGUCAAUCAAUCAAUAAUCAAUGAUCAAAGUUUUUUGCCAAUUAAGUUUUAAAAUUAAUAUUAAGGAGUAAGAAUUUAAAAGCACAAUUAAAAAAUAGAACUUGAUUAAACAACAAAAUGUCUUCUCUAUUUCCCCUCCAUCAUCUACAUGGAUCCCAACCUUAGAGUACACCAUGUAAACAAUCUAAAAUAUGCCCUUUCAAUGUUUUAUGUGGUAAUAUAAUAAAGUAUGAGUCCAUGCAUUCAUACUCAGGAUUUUUAUUCGCUUUCAUUUUACAACAAAUGUGAUCAAAUUACAUCUGCUUUUCUGUAUUGUGCUUGUUUAAUUUGUAACAAUAUCCUAUGCAAAUUUCAUACAAUUCUGAGUUGCAUUAUAGUGUGGAUUUAUAUAUAUAUAUAUUUUUACUGGUUUGUUGAUAAGCAUUAACUUUGUUUUCAAGUUUUUUCUGCUGUAAACUAUGCUGCAAUAAACACUCUGAACAUCUUUUUAAAAAGUAGUACCUUUUUUUCUUUGAUAUAAACCUUAAAACUGGA